This is a messenger RNA of Phytophthora infestans T30-4, 1532 nucleotides long. RefSeq lists its product as uncharacterized. The coding region runs from base 165 to 1532 and encodes 455 amino acids. NCBI's taxonomy places the organism in Eukaryota, Oomycota, Peronosporomycetes, Peronosporales, Peronosporaceae. The transcript has a single exon. The record is from RefSeq and is a predicted model, not a curated record.
CCCGUGGUAGACGACAGGAGGCGGAAGUCUAAACCUAGCGGAAUAUUCUUCGAGUGUCUUCAAUCUAGUUCUACGCCGGCUUCUAUCGAUCUGGCUUCCACUCAACUGAGAAGCGACGGGUUCAUUUUUGCAUUCUCCACGAAACCAACCUGACUAUUGUGGCCAUGCCAGCAAACCAGACGCAGUCGCGAUCUCGAAAUGGCUCCGUCACUGCCACCAAGGAGACAACGGGUCUACAACUGCUGUCGCCGACUCUCCAGCAGUCGAUUCAAAGCUCGACGUCGAAGCUUUCGUCAUCGCAUCCAGCGGAUUACUUUGGCUGGAGCAGCUCACCCCCUGCGAGCUACGCUUCAUCCGAUCUGGGACCUGAUACAGACACGAAUAGCAACCAGAUCACGAAGGACAACAACGACUCGGUAGGCUUUGAUUUCGACGGGUUCACGCUCGAAUCCGUGCGGGGACGAAAGAAAUCGGUAGAGCAAGACGCAUCUGGAACGUCUGCCCGCCAAAGCUCACGUGUUGCUCAUGGGAACAACACUAGCAAUGAUCAUCUACACGGCGAGUAUAGUGCGUUUUACUAUGACGACAAGUCCAAGCACAACCCACUCAGCUGUAGUAUGGGGAGCAUUCAAACCACAAGUACCACCGAGGAUUUUGAAAUGUCUCGACGUCUUCAACAGCACUCGUUCCAGAAGCAGAGUGGGAUGAGUCGCUCGUGUGGAAGUGAAAGUAACCGCGGAACCUUCCAGCUAAGCUCCACCGCGGCGUCGGCUGGGUUUCCUAUGGCCAAGAGGAAGGAGCUGACGGCAGUGGUGAUGCGAGGCUGGCUGCAGAAGCGCAAGGGCCUCGUGCUCAAGCGCUGGAAACCGUACUACUGCCUUUUCAAGAGCGACGACAGUCUUUGUCUCUAUGCGAGCGAGGACACGGUCAACGGGAAACUGGAGCAGCGAUUUCAGGUUCUGCGUGUUGAGCUUACGGACAAGAACGACUCGUUCCACGUUAUUGGCGUGGACACAGAUGGUACUCCACGCCGUGAGGAGCUCCGAGCAUCGGUGUCUCCGGAGUGGAAUAACUGGUUCCAAGUGCUCGGUAGAUUCUUCGACAGCUCAUCUAUGGAGCAGGCCUUCGUUCGGAAACCCGAACUCACCUUUGCUAGGUCUUUUAAUAAGACAGAAGAGUGCAACUGGGUCGACAAUAACGUGGAUCCUGUUCUCACCAGGAAGAACUACCAGUCUUAUGACGAGCGACAUAGCUAUUUCGGCCAAAGGAAGCAGUCCAUAGCAGCAGUCCGCAACUCGUUCGACGGUAAUGGUGAUGACAAAACGUCCACAAUCUCUUCGUCUUCAGCUCCCAGCGUCGGUGUGAACAACCUACACCACGAAUCAGGGAAGGUUGGCAACCAAAAACUAUUCGACUGUCCCAUGAUCGAGAGAAAAAGUCAGGGAGCCGUUCCUAUUCUGGAGAUUCGUGCAUCGAAACCGAAACAGACUGAGGUAACAACACUUGCGUCCGGGUUCUCCUGGACAAAGUAG